CGGACGAUGCUCAGGCCAGACACUGUUCCCUUGUGACUCUUCAUUGUCCCUUUCUCUCCCUUCUCUAUAUGAUCAAUUUGAUUCACCACUCAGCUAACAGUAAAACAUGCAACAUUCUCUCGUUUCUGCUGGCCUCCUGGUUUUCUCCUUUCUUUUAGUUGCUUCUCUGAUUGCAGCAUAUGAUGGUCCACUAUAUGAUUUUACUGCUUAUACAGAGUGUCAAGCAUGGCCGGAAAAGCCACUAUACGGUGGAGGAAUUCUGAAACAUCAGCCUCCGAUGGUUAGCCAGAACAAUGGCAAAUUUGCCAUUGGUGUCUACACACCGGCUUUCAUAUUGUACAAUCUCACCCAGGGCACCAUUUACUGUUUCUCCAGCUGGGUGAGAAUAGAAGGUGUAGAAUCAGCCCUUAUAACAGCAAGCCUCAGGACAGACAAUGAGAUGUACAAUUGCAUUGGGACAGUUUUGGCUAGGAGCGGAUGUUGGUCAUUUCUCAAGGGUGGAUUUGUCCUUGAUUCACCUUCAGAUGUAUCUAUACUAGUAUUUCAGAAUACUGAUAAUAAGGUCAUUGAUAUAUCUAUUGAGAGUGGUGCGUUGCAGCCAUUUACUGAAGAGCAAUGGAGGAUCAACCAGCAAUACAUAAUUAACACUAAAAGGAAGCGUGCCAUGACAAUUCAUGUCUCGGAUGAACAUGGAGAUAUGUUAGAGGGGGCAGAAAUUUCCCUAGAGCAAACUUCCAAAGAUUUUCCAUUUGGAUCAGCAAUUGCAAGCACCAUCCUAGGGAAUUUGCCCUAUCAGAAAUGGUUUGUGGAUCGAUUCAAUGCAGCAGUGUUUGAAAAUGAAUUAAAGUGGUAUGCAACAGAACCCAAACAGGGGAAACUAAACUAUACCAUAGCAGACCAGAUGCUAGAGUUCGUCCGAGCCCACCAGGUAAUCGCCAGAGGCCACAACAUAUUCUGGGAAGACCCCAAGUACGCCCCGGAUUGGGUCCAGAACCUCACUGGUUCCGAGCUUCGGUUAGCUGUCAACUCAAGAAUACAAAGCCUGAUGACUAAAUACAAGGAACAGUUCAUUCACUGGGAUGUCAAUAACGAGAAUCUCCAUUUUGAUUUCUACGAGCAACGUCUGGGGCCUAAUGCAACAUUGGAAUUCUUCCUGACAGCACACCAGGUAGACCCCUUGGCUACCCUGUUCAUGAAUGAAUUCAAUGUGGUGGAGACUUGCAGUGAUGAAAAGUCCACCGUUGACAGCUACGUUGCAAGGUUGAGGGAGCUCAAAGAGGGUGGGGUUUACAUGGAUGGAAUUGGAUUGGAGAGUCAUUUUACAGUACCAAAUCCUCCUUUGAUGAGAGCCAUCUUGGAUAAAUUGGCUGCACUAAAGCUUCCCAUUUGGCUAACAGAAGUAGAUAUUAGCAGUUCACAAAGUAAAGAAAUGCAGGCUAUUUAUCUUGAACAAGUUUUAAGAGAGGGCUUUUCACAUCCUUCAGUGAAUGGGAUAAUGCUUUGGACUGCUCUCCAUCCUAAAGGGUGUUACCAAAUGUGCCUCACCGAUGAUAAUUUCCGGAACCUCCCCGCCGGGGAUGUGGUUGACCUACUGUUGAAGGAAUGGCAGACCGGCGAGGUAGAGGGGCAGACAGAUGAGCAUGGGUCAUUUAGCUUUUAUGGAUUCCUAGGUGAAUACAGGAUAAUGGUCAAGUAUGGAAACAGAACAUCAAAUUCUACGUUCUCACUCAGCAGAAGUGAUGAAACCGGACAUUUUAACAUUCAAUUAUGACUCACUAGAUUACAAUUAUCUAAUCAAGUGGAGUAUUAUCUAGGAGAAAAUCAGUAUUACAGGUUAUUAAAAAAAUCCCAAGAUUAGGGGAAACUUGUCUAGGAGACAAGGAAUAUUAGGUCCAUAUAAAAAAAAAUUGCCUUG
Rubroshorea leprosula is the source of this 1915-nucleotide messenger RNA. Lineage: Eukaryota; Viridiplantae; Streptophyta; Magnoliopsida; Malvales; Dipterocarpaceae. The record is from the annotation of a GenBank genome assembly.